Abrus precatorius (Indian licorice) is the source of this 387-nucleotide messenger RNA. Its product is annotated as auxin-responsive protein SAUR50-like. The coding region runs from base 1 to 387 and encodes 128 amino acids. Gene Ontology annotation, biological process: response to auxin. The record is from RefSeq and is a predicted model, not a curated record. Lineage: Eukaryota; Viridiplantae; Streptophyta; Magnoliopsida; Fabales; Fabaceae. The transcript has a single exon.
AUGUCAUGCAUGUGGCGCAAGAAUGGGUGUGGUGGCAGUGAGAAGAAACCACCUGCGGAUGUGCCACGCGGGCACUUGGCUGUGACAGUGGGAGAAGCAAAGAGAAGGUUUGUGAUAAGAGCUGAUUACCUUAACCAUCCAUUGCUUCAACAAUUGCUGGAGCAAGCAUCAUAUGAAGGCUACGGCUUCAACAAGAGUGGUCCUUUGGCUAUACCCUGUGAUGAGUUCCUUUUUGAAAAUAUUAUUCAGUCCCUUCAACGUCAACCUCACGCGCGCCGAUCCUCCUCUACCCACGUGCCUCUCAAGAACCUACACCAUAGCUUCUCCAAGGACUCUCUACCUCUACUUCAUCAUGGUUUUGAUAGUAAAAGCAGGAGCAGCAACUAA